Molecule: messenger RNA, 4300 nt
Organism: Halichondria panicea
Lineage: Eukaryota; Metazoa; Porifera; Demospongiae; Suberitida; Halichondriidae
Product: protein mesh-like
Exons: 14
Coding region: 117-4205 (1362 amino acids)
Biological process (GO): cell-matrix adhesion
Source: RefSeq, a predicted model, not a curated record
AACGUUUUGUGUACAUGUAUUUACAUUUCAGAACUAUAUACCUUAGCUUCUAAAGCUGCUAAGUAGUUUCUUACAGUGUAGAAUACUCUAGAGCUAGAGCUAAAGCUAAAUCUACAAUGCAGCUAUCACUACGCGUGGUCUCCAUAUUCUGCGGUUUGCUGUCAUGUCAUGGUGCUCUGCAGCCUAACAGUCUGUUCUCGUUUGGACCAGUCCAUGGUGAUACACUGGCCUCACCAAAUGAUGACUUGUCCAGCCCUCCUAUUCACCUGGACAGGGAGAUGCCAUUCUAUAACAAAAUUCAGCGAACAACCCUUUUUGCUAACAAUAACGGCAUUAUCAGCUUUGGGGACACCCUUCAAGAAUGGAAAUCCGAUACUUUUCCUCUCUCUGGCUCAGAAAUGGCAAUAGCGCCAUUCUGGGCUGAUGUAGACACAAGACCUGAUAUUGAUGGCGAAAACUUGUACUUCCGCAAGGAGGAAGGGGCGGAGUUUUUGUCGCUAGCAAAUGAAUUUGUGCACACCGGAUUUAUGGCUCAUAGAGAUUUCCAAGCGACUAAUCUGAUCAUUAUCACCUGGGACAGAGUCGGGUAUUACUUCAGAAAGACAGACAAGCUGAACACGUUCCAGUGUGUACUGAUCACUGAUGGCCGACGCUUGUUCACCCUCUUCCUCUAUAAAGACAUACAAUGGACGACGGGAGAUACCAGUGAAACCAUGGGAACCAACGGCUUAAACGGUGUCCCAGCACAGAUUGGGUUCAAUGCAGGGGACGGUGUUAACUCUUACACGCUGCCUUUGUCACAGACUACUGGUGUUGUGAAUAUUACGAAGACGUCAAAUAUCGGUUUACCCGGUGCGUGGGUGUUUCUGGUGUCCGGUACGAGUGUGGUCAGUGGAGGGUGUGUGGAGAACCAAGAUACUCUACACGCUCAUCCAACCUAUGGCAGUGUACUAGGUGGAGACAUUAUAGCUAUCCAAGGUUGUCUCAGUGGUCAAACCAUCAUGUGUGAAUUUGACGGAGUUCAAACACCAGUUCAAGCCACACCUAUCCGGGACUUUGAGGUCGUGUGUGUGACCCCUCCCCUACAAAGAGUGGGCCAAGUGGUUCUGAGAGUGAUGGUGGAUGGAGUGUCUGCAGGGGAAAUUUCAUUCACAUCUGUGGAUGUGGAACAUUCCCAUACGGUGGACAUCGCCAUCAACACAAACACGCUCUCCUUCACCUCCUACGAUACUCUCACCGUAAACUGGUCUCCCGAGUUGUUUCUCCCUCCAACCCUGUUCCCCACUGCCACGCCCACUAAUUACCGUGUCGAUAUUAUCCUGUACGAGCUUGAUCUCGUGAAUAAUCAAUGGACUGAGAGAACCACGCUAUUGUCCAAUACUGCAAACGACGGUACUGAGACGAUAAAAGUGACGGAGCCUUCUGUGAUGACAUCUGAUAUCGCUCCUGUGGUUAUUAAGGUUGUUCUGGAGCAAAGCUCAAUCUCAAGUUUGACUACUCCUAACCUUUACUCAGUUGCGUCUGACUCAGUGGCGCAAUGGUCUGCCCAGUAUUACUAUGAAGCUCCCGCGGUUGCCAAUAUCAACACCCGCUAUCUUUGUGAGGAUUGGUACAACUCAGAGCCUAACGAAAUAGGCCAAACACUGUUAGAUAUGACACUGCCUUGUCCUCCAAGAAAGGAGCUUGCUCAAUUACCAAAUUCUGGUCUAAAACAAGUGAAAAAAUCGUCAUUUUUGAGAAACACUAACUAUCACUCUCAAUGGAUGGAUUUCUUCCACCCUGGAGCAGAAAGUUGCUUCAAACAAAGGAUGGUUGGAGAAAUGCAACCACAGCAGGAGUGUUGUUAUGCCGAUAGCGGCAGCUUGCUAACAAGUCAUCCAGGAGGUGGGAGGGUUAACAAAGUUUCUGCAGAGAAUGAUCGUGGUUCAAACUAUCUGGAAGAUGAGCGGCCGUACAUCACAUGCUGUACUGGAGUCUCAACAUGUCAGCGAGUGUAUGAGUUGAGGCCUUCAGACAAUGGAACAAGAUAUGACCCACCGCCAGUUGGCUGGGCAAUGGGGGACCCUCACUUUAUCACCCUGGAUGGUCAUCCCUAUACAUUCAAUGCUCACGGAGAGUGCACUCUAGUUCAAGCCAAUAACCACAUGUUCACACUACAAGGCCGGAUGAGGCCACUCGGGUCCUCCCUGGCAACCGUUUUCACGGCCGUAGCGGCAAAAGAAGGCAAUUCCGACCCUGUAAUGAUUGCUGUAGGCUUGUACGGUCUUGAUGUGUUUGUGAAUGGUGCUGAUAUCGACCUGAGCAUAAUAACCGAACAAGAUUUCAAGGAAUUCACUGUAUUUAAUAAUGGUAACAGCACUAUUGGAGUUGAGUUUAAAAGUGGUGCUUAUAUAGAGGUCAAAUCCAAACAAGGUUUUCUAUCACGGAUUGCCGUCUCCUUGCCAACAAGUUAUCGAGAGAACACAAUCGGAUUACUUGGUGUGUACAACGGGAAUGUUGACGACGACCUAAGAACAAGCGAUGAGCAACAACUGUCUCUAACUGCAACCACUCAAGAUAUACACUCUCAAUUUGGACUAACAUGGAUGCUUACAGACUCCAGUGACAGCCUCUUCAACUACCUACCCUACCAAAACUUCUCUGCCUUCUCAAACUCUCAGUUCACCCCGAUAUUCAAUCCCGACACUAGUGCAGUUAGCCCUGAGCUUAUGGCGGUGUGUGCUGGUGACCCGUUCUGUUUGUACGAUGGUCUGGUGACAGGUAACGUUAGUGUAGCGGCCAUUACCAUGGAUAUGGUUACUGAGUCUCGUCGCGUGAGAGAGCUGUCAGUUGGAGUCACCUGUUCCCCACUUUGCGUUAACGGUGCCUGCGUAUCGGACAACGUAUGUGCCUGUAGUCAAGGCUACACUGGGCCUACUUGCAACACCCCUGUCUAUAGCCUGUGCUCGGUCAACCCUUGUGGGCAGGAUGAGAGGUGUGGUUUAUUAGCAGGGUCGCACUAUUGCGGAGACUGUCCUGCUGGAGGGAAUAGCGGCACUCUGCUGUGUCAACUGACCGACACUAGUCCCUGCUCUCCCAACCAGUGUGAUAACGGAGGAGUGUGCUCUCCCAACACCACCAUCACACACACCGGCUUUGUCUGUCUCUGUCCACCCAACUUCAGUGGCAUAGUAUGUGGUCUAGGUGGCGAUUCCCCUUGUACCCCUAACCCCUGUCAGAAUGGUGGUACGUGUACAGAUACUGAUGGGUCCAGUUAUCAGUGCAGCUGCUCCAGUGGCAACUCUGGAGUUAACUGUAGCAGCAGCGGCAGUAUGAACCUGAUAAUCAUUAUCGUAGGUGUGGUAGUUGGAGUGUCUUUAUUGAUUACAAUCAUUUUCAUUCUGUUACUGCUCUCCUGGUUCUUGUCCAAGAAAAGAAAACCAAAACAAAGCACUAGAAAGGGCGAUGAUAUCAUGGACAUGAGACCGAACUCUGUGAUCCUAACAGCUCACCGUCAGUCCACCCCCACACCCACGGGCUCACAGAAGAUUCGUCGCCUCUCACUAUCACGCGAACUAUCCGCCCCAUUGCACAGUGUAAUUCAGACUUCGCCGACAACAGACAGUUCGUCAAUGUCCAUCCACAUGCAACAAAACCAUCGUCACUCAUUGCCACAAAUUCAUCAAGACGGUCUAAAUAGCGUGAACCAUUCGAGUGUUAGUAAUCUACCUAACAGGCGCUCAAGUAGCAACAACUAUAUUCACAGUGGACCCAGAAACAUACAGAAUGGGAAUAGAUACGUACAGAACGGAAGCGGAUAUUUGCACAGUGGAAGUGGUAACGUGCAGAAUGGGAAUGGAUACGUACAGAACGGAAGCGGAUAUUUGCACAGUGGAAGUGGUAACGUGCAGAAUGGGAAUGGAUAUGUACAGAACGGAAGCGGAUAUUUGCACAGUGGAAGUGGUAAUGUGCAGAACGGGAAUGGCAAAAUGCAGCCUCCUAGAGGAACUCAGAGCUCGUUCGGUUACUAUAACUAUUUGAAUCCGUCUGAGAAUCGAUCAAACUAUACGCAGAGCAUGGACUUGAGUCAACAUUCUCAACUUUCAACAACUCAGAACAGACAUUCUCCUAGGAGAACUAGUUUGCAGAUAGGUGCUAGCACACCCGCUGGUUUGCAUGGACGCAGAUUCAGUGCUAUAGAGUCAUCUCAGGCUACUGAGGUUUAAGAUAUCACUUUUUUGGAUUGUAUAAUGCAAUGUAAUGUUUUGUGGUUUUUUUUAUCUAUCCUUAUUAACAAGGAUGUAAAUGAAUUCAUCAUGUA